Molecule: messenger RNA, 1694 nt
Organism: Danio rerio (zebrafish)
Lineage: Eukaryota; Metazoa; Chordata; Actinopteri; Cypriniformes; Danionidae
Gene: rgs18
Product: regulator of G protein signaling 18
Source: RefSeq, marked provisional
GGAAAGGGUAGGUGUAAGGGUAGGCGAUGGGUAAGUAGAAUAGGGUUUGGACCCUCGCAUAGUGGAUUUUAUUCGCAUCCGGUGUGGGCUUGGUGGAACGCAGACCUUACAGGGUCUUCAAUUCUCCCUUCAGAAACCUCACACUGACUACAUAGUGACAACCUACCAUCCUGCUGUCACUUAAAAAGAAGUCAUUUACGCAAAAACUUGACCUGAAAAUACCUUUAAAAUAUAUAUAUAACAUGCUGAUGGGUAUCCUAAAGCCGAAAAGAACAGGUUGAGAGAUAUUACAGUAAACGGCGGGUAGUUUCCCUGACAGGAAGUCAUCUUGACAGUUCAACUUCUCUGCCCCCAAGGAGGAAGCAUAUUUCAAAAUGCGCAGCGAGGACGAGCAGCUCGCCUGCAGAAUGAAAGAGACACACUUGAGAAGUAAAGAUAAAAAAGGUCGACUCAGUCUUCUUCUGGCCAGGUCUGGAUCCCACGAAAAUGUCAGUCCCGAUAAGAAGCCCCAAGCAAAAAGUAACCAUAUACCACCGGACGUGGCUAUGAAAUGGAGUGACUCAUUUGAGGACUUGCUGAGUCACUCAGAUGGUGUGGAAGUCUUUACACGGUUUUUGCGUACAGAGUUUAGUGAGGAAAACAUUGAGUUCUGGUUAGCCUGCGAAGACUUCAAAACCACUGAGUCUUCAACCAAACUGCAGACUAAAGCCAAACAGAUACACGCUAUUUUCAUCGAUAAGGAAGCUCCCAAAGAGAUCAACAUCGACCAUUCAACCAAAGCUGCCAUUGAGAAGAACAUUCUUCAGCCGACCAACUCCUGCUUCGACGCAGCGCAGCAUAAAAUCUAUGGCUUGAUGAAAAGAGACUGCUAUCCCCGAUUCCUCGCCUCCGACAUCUACCUGACCCUAACAAAGAGAUCAGGUCCACCUACUAUGACCAGGAGAAGAUCCCGUUCCUUCGUUUUCAAUGAACGUCCUGAAGGCACAGCGGCCUGGUUGUAGAUCUGUACUGUAAUGCUAGUUUUUGUGUUGGUACAGUUGAAGUCAGACUCAUUAGCCCUCCUGAAUUUAUAUAUGUAUAUAUAUAUAUAUAUAUAUAUAUAUAUAUAUAUAUAUAUAUAUAUAUAUAUACUGUAUUCACACCAGACGCGGUACGCGUGGAUAAAUCUUACUAUUCAUGCGUAAAUAGACGUGUUAAAAUUUGAGUUUACUUGCUUCAUUUGCACACCAAAAUCUGAUUUAUUUUGACCUCAAAAUGAGUUUUAACAAAAUUAAGAACUGCUUUUUAUUCUAGCCAAAAUAAAACAAAAUAAAAGACUUUCUCCAGAAGAAAAACUAUUUAAGGAAAUACUGUGAAAAAUGUAUUUCUCUGUUAAACAUCAUUUAGGAACUAUUGGAAAAAGGAAUAAUAAAUCACAGGAGGGCUAACAACUUUGACUUCAACUGUAUAUUGUCAGUAGCACUUGAUCCCGUGACACCUCUUAGCUAUUUAUUAACAUUAGUUCCCGUGUUGCUGGUUGUGUAUUUAAAUACUAAUCAUCCUGUCGUCGUUGUCAAAUGCUCGAUUUGUGCUUGAAGGUUUCCAUGCCGAGGUUAAUUUAAUCUACUUGUUUAGAAUGGCUAAACAUUGUAAAUAACUGUUUUUGUGACAAAAGCUCUGUGUAAUAAACUGUACAUAAAUGUCUUUUAAUUACA